Durusdinium trenchii is the source of this 1336-nucleotide messenger RNA. The record is from the annotation of a GenBank genome assembly. NCBI's taxonomy places the organism in Eukaryota, Dinophyceae, Suessiales, Symbiodiniaceae.
AGCCAUUGCGGCUCCUUUUGGAGGUGCGUUGGCGACCGGUGACGGGUAUUUUCCCUCGGACGGGUGUCGGAUCGGGCCCGUUCGAGUGGCCGCGAUGCGGCUGCUCUGUGUCUUGCUCGUGGUCCGGAGUGCUGUGGCCGAUCUCACGUUCGUGGUGCCCAAACCCAGCUUCAGCUUGGUGCCUCGAACGUUGGUCGUUCCGGAUCAGAGUAGUGGAGCUCAGGGAGCUCUGCGCGAAGCGAGCGGCAGCACAGCGGCCGUGUUGCUUGGCGCCUCGGCGGUGCUGCUGGCCCUUGGCCGGCGGGCCAGGCCCAGCGGCGCCAGCGGCACGGCAAGGAACGUGUGGUCAUUCUUCGACAUGGAAAAGAAGGAAGAUGGCUAUGGAAAGGAUGCUGCCACUGUGGGGUGGCGCUCCUAUCAGAUGCUGAGAAAGCAGAGCAAGCUGACGAUGGGACGGAAGAUUCGCUACAUGCGACAGCAGAAGAUCCUUCGUGACAACAACGUCAACUGGGGCCGCUAUGGCUCCUGGACCGAAGAAGUGAAGAACAAGAGAUUCCGCAACAUGUACCAGGGGCCGGAGUCGCAUCCGGACAACCCCGACUUCCCGCGGCCCUUCUCCGGGCUGCCUGCGCUGGGAGGCGGGGCUCCGUCGGUGGGCCUGGCCUGCUCCGCGCCCCGUCGCGCGGGCACGACCUUGGCCGGCUCCUUUGGAUCGCUGAAGCGAGCGGUCUUCACACCGCCUCGCGCACGGUCGGCCUUGGUCCUUCACGCCCACAAGAAGGCGGCGGCGAGCACCAAGAACCAAGGCUCUGCUCGUAAUCCUCACUUCUGGGGAGUCAAAGCCCUCAAUGGCAAAUCUGUGAAGUGUCGUCAGCUCUUGGUGAAGCAGAAGGGUAUGAAUUGGUACCCUGGAGAGAAUGUGAUGAGAUGCAAGAAUGACUCCUUGAUCGCCUUGAAGGAUGGCAUCGUGCAGUGGAAGGGCGAUUACAAGCACAGGGAGAUCAGCGUGGUGCCCUGGGAGUACGUGAACGAGAAGUGCCAAUGGCUGAACUCAGGAACCUUGGGCCCCAAGGAGUACGAACCAUGGAUGGGCUCCCGACUCGAGGUGACAUUGAAGAUGAAGCGACGCUGGUUGGACACCCCGGAGGGCGCAGAAUGGAACGCCAAGAAGCAAGAGAAGGCUGCAUUGCAGAAGGAGAUUCAGAAGAAGAUCAGGGCGAAGAAAGCGUUGCGCUGGAAGAAGGACCUCACCCCCAAGAGGGAAAAGGUGGUCGCGGGCGACUCUGAUUCUGAGAAGUGAUUUGCCUCGCCAGAAGAUUUUCGGCCACCAGCAGAA